UUCAAGUUAAGUGGUUGUACAUAAUGCUCAGGAUAACGUCAAUAGUUUUCGGCGCCCUGCUGGUACUGGAUCUCCUUGGGUCCUUGACAGAAGCCCUUAAUGGAAGAAGCUACGUGUGUCUACUAUCGGAUCCUCCAAAUCAAUGCAGCGAAUAUUGCCUAUCCGCACUGCAGCCUGUGAUCAAUAACAUUACAAAUGGGCAGAAGGGCUGGAGUUCCUGCGAGGUGAAGCAGAACGAAACCCUGGAGACUCUUGAUCAGAUAGAACAACAGUUGGCAGGGACACAGGACCAACUGAAGACUGAGCUACAAAAGGCUGUUCCGCAGGACCUCACUGAAAGACUAAACAGGAUAGAAGGCAAUCAAACGGCCCUUGAGAGCCAGGUGAAAGCAGUCCAGGAAAUUCUCUCGCGCAUCGAUAGGAAUGUUCAGCUGCAGAGAUAUCAACGGGUUGGAUCGCGGUACUUCUACAUCGAACACAAUCACAUGGCGACCUGGGAAAAUGCAGAAUUGAUGUGUAAUGAGAUUGGCGGUCAUCUAGCGUCUUUCAAAAGUGAGAGCGAAUACAACGUUAUUGCUGAACAACUAUCGCCUAGAACACUUUACUGGACGGGCAUCAACGACCUCGCCGAGCAGGGGAAGUUCAUAUCCAAGGCCUCCGGAAAGCCAGUCACCUACUUAAAUUGGCUUACCGACGAACCCAAAUAUGACAAGUAUAACUUAAAUGAUAUCCACUGUGUUGAAUUCCAUGGAAAUGUCAAACAAAUGUUAAUUGAUACUUGUAGACAACCCUUGUUUUUCAUCUGCCAAGCAGACGAUGAAGUUUAACGAAUUAAAAGCAAGAACAAGUAGCAUGAGCUUUGACUUUGUGGAAGUUCAAAAAUGUAUCUUUGUAAAAUGUUUAAAUAAUAAAUAAUUUUGACAAUUCUA
Molecule: messenger RNA, 929 nt
Organism: Drosophila eugracilis
Lineage: Eukaryota; Metazoa; Arthropoda; Insecta; Diptera; Drosophilidae
Product: accessory gland protein Acp29AB-like
Exons: 1
Coding region: 24-827 (267 amino acids)
Molecular function (GO): signaling receptor activity
Source: RefSeq, a predicted model, not a curated record